AUGGCUUUUAAUCGUAUAAAGAACGAGCAUCCCUUGAAGGAGCGCGAGGAAUUGAGGUACAUCAGAAGAUGUCGAGUCGCUAUCGUCAGUCUUGGCGGAGUCGGCAAAUCCUUGGCACACUUGUUGAAGACUUAUCCAGACAGAUGUCCUGAUGCUCUGAUAGCCAUAGUGACGAACCCUUUGGACUCGAUGGUACCAGUUACGGCGGGAGUCUUAAAGAAGCGCAGGGUUUAUUGGCCUGAAAGGCUCUUUGGCGUCUGUCAGAUUGACCAGAUGCGAGCGAAGCGUUUCUACGCAAAGGCCAUUGGACAGGAACCGAGAAAGACUUACGUUCCUGUCGCAAGGAAGGGAGCAGACGGGUCUAUGUAUUCAAUGGCAUCAGCGACGCUGGGUUUUGUUCAUAAAUUAUGUCGCAUUCAUCACGAGCCGCAUGUAAUCAUUUCCGCUUAUGUGGAGUCGACGGUGACCAACGCGCGUUUCUUCAGCAAUGAAUUGUUACUCGGACCACGUGGUGUUCACAGAAAUCUCGGAUACGGUACAGUCACAAAGUUCGAGCAAAAUCUAAUCGACGAAGCAGUACUGGUCCUUCAGGGAGAUGUUGCGAUGGCUGACGAAUUUUUCAAGAAAAAUGUAUAA
Molecule: messenger RNA, 636 nt
Organism: Camponotus floridanus (Florida carpenter ant)
Lineage: Eukaryota; Metazoa; Arthropoda; Insecta; Hymenoptera; Formicidae
Product: malate dehydrogenase, mitochondrial-like
Exons: 3
Coding region: 1-636 (211 amino acids)
Cellular component (GO): cytoplasm
Molecular function (GO): L-malate dehydrogenase (NAD+) activity
Source: RefSeq, a predicted model, not a curated record